CCAACUUAUUUCUAUUGUAGAUUGAAGAAGGUCACAGAGUUAUCGAUUCCAACUGCAUAAACAAGCCUUCCUUCGCUCUCCUGCUCUCUCAUCGUUUGCAUUGCUUUGAGGAUUUAACGUUUUGGCUUGCAUCCCCGCUUUACUUGCCGGCAAAUGCUUCAAGUGUUGGAAGUGAACAAACAGAGUCACCACUGGAUUGUGCUAAUUCAAGUUGUUGAAAGGGGAAAUGUGCAUGUUGCACGAACUGCUCCAUUCAAAAGGUUUCGUCGCUUCUUGUUGACUGAUUCCCAGGUCUAUCAAACAUCAAUCAUAAAUACUCAUUAACGUUAACAUAAAUUCCUUUCUGACACUGUUUCAUUAACACUAUAAAUCAAGGAACAAAAGUCUCUGCUUUUGUGUAUGACAGCUGCAUUAAGCUAUUUCAACACAUGUUUUGUCCAUUCAAGCGCUACUACAUCUCAAAUGCAUCAAUAAUGGACACAUCAGCAAAUUUCAGAAUUGGCAACUACCCCUUUUCAUGGGCCAUUAACAGUGACACUCUCAUUGAACCAUACAAUGAAACAAUUCCUCCAACUUUACCAUGUCCAUUUGAACUGACAUCAUUUGCUGACCUGCAUCAGUAUGCAGACAGAGAAGUUCUUCAAAGCUCUCAUCUUGCAUCCUCAACAAUCCACCAGUUCCUGAAGACAUGCAAAUGAAUGAAUGGUAUGCUGCUCACAAACAAAAGCUCAAAAAUAUGCUUGAAGCAAAUGCUUUCAAAGAUACAUCACUUCUGCUACCUCUUCUAGGCCCAGAAUUCAUCAAAGAUAUUAAGACUGUUCUGGCAUCCUUUGAUAAACAAAAAAUAGCCUGGGUACGAGCAAAACCAGCCUUCAUUCCCGGACAGCAAAAAUGUUGGCACACAGUCUGUGCUAAUUGUCACAAAAAUGUUGAUGCUGAUAUAGACUGGAUUAUUACAUGUCCUUCAUGUAACGAAUCGACUUCUAUUCAAAUGAGGUGUCGCAUUGGCAUUAAACUGGCUGACGAAACUGGAAAAAUGAAUUGCACCAUUUACUCUCCAGAAGUUGAGAAGUUGAUUCCUUAUACUACUAUUCAGCUGCAUGAUGCGUAUGAAACUGGAGUUGCUCUAGAUAUGCAGCUUGCAGAAUCUAUUAGCAAGCACACAGUUGUCUACUUUGUUCGAUCAUUUGAGGUGGAAUAUCAGAGUCAGCAGCAAAAGAAAAAUGCAGUUGUCAAACUGUACACUCUUGAGGCACUACCACAGAUGAUAACAUCCAUCAAUCAUGAAGACCCUCCAAAUGUACAAACCCAACUCAUGACACCUACAAUAAUUGAGGUAAAAGCCAGAGAAUCAGAAGACAUGAUCACUCCACUGCCUGCACCAACAAUUGAAGAUAAAUCUGCAAUAAAUACUUCUGCAACUGCUGCCGCACCUGCAAAGAGUUCAGCCAAAAGAAGCCUUAAUUUCACUUCAAAAGCUGCAAACAGUAUAUCCUCAGUUGUUGAUGAAGCUUCAAUGUUGAUUGAAGAGGAUGAUAAUAAACAGCAGAGCUCCAUAACGUUUGAACUUGAAACCUCUCGCUACAAACAGGCAUAAACAGGUUCAAGCAAAAGAAGAAGAGUGGUCUGAAAAUUGACUGAUUCCUUUGUCUUCUUGAAAAACUACUUUUGUUAAGCUGCUUUAAUCAUGGAUUACGCAGACUCUUAUAUUUUGUGAAUAUAUUAUGAUUCAUUAUGUUAGUCUACAAAACAUAAUGAAGCAUAAUAUUUCUUUUGACGUCCGCAGAAGAAAAACUAACCUACAGAAGUAAUGUGGUAUUGUCUCUUCAUAUGUAAUCCAGUGUUGCUUUUGA
Messenger RNA from Coffea arabica (coffee), 1853 nucleotides. NCBI's taxonomy places the organism in Eukaryota, Viridiplantae, Streptophyta, Magnoliopsida, Gentianales, Rubiaceae. The record is from RefSeq and is a predicted model, not a curated record.